AUGAAAGUACAAGCUAACGAUGAAAUUUCAUUAGAUGAUCUUGCUAAGAAAUAUACAAUAGUUUCAAAAAUUUAAAGAAUAAAGGGAAACAUCUAGAAAUAAGAUAAAUAAAAGAAAGGCGUCAUUCGUAGAACUGGAAACUAUAGAUAAAGGAAAAUCAAUAAAAUUCCUGAGUUUAAAAAAAGAAUAGUAAAAGCUUAUAAUUUAGCUCCAAAUAUAACAAAUGAAGAUUUUUACACUUUAUUUGUUAAAUAUGGAAUGGUUUAAAAAGCUAGUAUUGAUGUAGAUUAAAAGGGAAAGUCUUAAGAAAUAGGUAUUGUUAUUUAUAAAGAACAUCAUGCAGCUUAACGGGCUAUUGAUGAUUUAAAUGGAGUUGAAUUAGAAUAGCGAAUAAUCACUGUCGAAUUCAUGAAAGAAGGAGGAGGUUUUAAAGAUAGAAAUAAGUUUAGAUAUGAUAGAAUUUAAGGAGUUAAGAAAAGAGGCUUUUUCAAAAAUAAUAAAAAAUUUUAAAAAGAAAAUGACUUUAAGAGAAAUAAUAG
This is a messenger RNA of Ichthyophthirius multifiliis, 539 nucleotides long. Its product is annotated as polyadenylate-binding protein, putative. NCBI's taxonomy places the organism in Eukaryota, Ciliophora, Oligohymenophorea, Hymenostomatida. The transcript has 5 exons. The annotation marks the transcript as partial. The record is from RefSeq and is a predicted model, not a curated record. Gene Ontology annotation, molecular function: RNA binding.